Molecule: messenger RNA, 6131 nt
Organism: Triticum dicoccoides
Lineage: Eukaryota; Viridiplantae; Streptophyta; Magnoliopsida; Poales; Poaceae
Product: mediator of RNA polymerase II transcription subunit 15a-like
Exons: 7
Coding region: 164-1990 (608 amino acids)
Biological process (GO): regulation of DNA-templated transcription
Molecular function (GO): transcription coactivator activity; chromatin DNA binding
Source: RefSeq, a predicted model, not a curated record
UCUCCUCUCCCCUCCCCUCCCCUCCCCUGUAAUCUCUCCUCUUCCCCAGACCCCUCUCUGUUCCUCUCAUUGGAUCGGAAAGAAGAGAGAUUGGGCGGUGACACUCCACCUCCAUCAAUCCCCUCGAGACCUAACCAGCAUACGCGAAUCGCCGAUCCGGACCAUGGACGCCAACUGGCGGCCCACCCAAGGGUCUGGCCCCGCCGCCGCCGGCGGCGGCGGCGGCGCUGACCCGCCCCCCGCCGGAGGCGACUGGCGCGCCCAGCUCCAGCCCGAGGCGCGCGGCAGGAUCGUCGAUAAGAUAAUGGAGACUCUGAAGAAUCAUCUGCCAGUAUCUGUGCCUGUGACGCCAGAGGCACUGAACGAACUUCAAAAAAUCGCUGCGCGAUUCGAAGAAAAGGUCUAUACCGAAGCAACCAGUCAGUAUGAUUAUUUGCGGAAGAUUUCUGUGAAGUUGCUCUCAAUGGAGACGCAGAGACAGCAGGCUCCUGGAAAUGCUUUGCUGAUUCCAAAUCAAAACAACCCUGCCCCUGGACUCCAUCCACAAGGCAGUAAUCAAGCACAGACAUCAGCAGUUCCCUUGAUGUCUCAGCAACAGGCCCGGCAGCCAAAUGCUUCUACAUCUGUACAAGCUUCUUCACUCACUAAUAUCAGACAGAACUUGCCAGGUGUCAACCAAACAUCAAUGAUGCAGACUGCGUCUGUCAUUCCACAAAACACAAUGAAUAAUGGCUUGGCGCAAGGCACUUCACAAGAUGUUUAUGCUGCACAAAGGCAAAUGGCAGGCAGGCAGCAACAGGAACAAUCUCAGCAAUUAAUUUAUCACCAGCAUCAACAGCCUUCUCUGCAGAGUCAGCAGCCCAAUAUUCCUUUACAACAGCAGCAACAACAGUUGAUGGGACAACAGCCAAAUUUACAACAAAAUCAGCUAAUUGGUCAACAGAAUGGUGCUGUGAUGAUGCAGCAGCAACAGAGGCUAACAGUUCAGUCAAAUAAUCUUUUGAAUGUGCAGCAAACACAUCAGAUGUUGAACCAGCAGUAUAUGCCUUUGUAUCAGCCACAACAAUUGGGCUCUCAAGCAAAUAUGUUGAGUCUAAAGCAGCAUCAACAAAAUCAACAGCAGCAGCAACUUUUUGGAACUGUGCCUAAUGUGUCAAACAUGCAGUGGAUGCAUAUGCAACAAACAAAAGCUCAGCAACCACAGCAACAACAUGCUCAGCAGCCACCAAUGGGUUUGAUGCAACCUCAGUUUCAACACAACCAACUUCAACAAUUGCAACAUCUUAUGCCACAGUUCCAGUCUCAGCCUAACCAACUACAAGAGCAAUUAAGGACGCAGCAGCAAUCCUCCAUGCAGCAAAGACUUCAAACUUCAGGAGCCAUGUUCUUGCAACAAAAUAACAUGGAUCAGCAAAACCAGUUUAUUCAGGCACAGAGGGGCCUUCAAGAAGUUUCCUCUAGUACAUCUGCGGACUAUACUGCUCAAACAGGCCAUGCAAGUGCAGGUGAUUGGCAAGAGGAGAUACAUCAAAUGAUUAAGAGGUUAAAGGACCAAUACUUUGCAGAACUCAGUGAAUUAUUCAAUAAGAUGUCUGUGAAGCUACAGCAUGUUGACAGCAUUAUUCCACCUCAAAUAUCAUCUGAGCAGUAUGAUAGAAUGAAGAGCUUUAAAAUAAUGUUGGAGCGCAUAUUACAAAUGCUGCAAAUUGGUAAAAGUAGUGUCCAACCUGCUAUGAGGGACAAAGUUCCUCGAUAUGAGAAACAGAUUAUCAGUAUCUUGAACUCAAAAAGGAAGCCAGUGCAGCCACAAAUACAACAACAAUUCCAGCCACCUCCAGGGAGAAGAGGGAGAGAGCUUACUGUGGUGGCUGAGGCAGAGGCACCCCGCGAUCGAGUUGGGCAGGACCGUACGGCGGUGAGGGUGGUCCGGGCACGCGUGACUAGCGAGGGUGACGACCGUGCAAGCAAGGCAAGGGCGAUGGGCAGCUAGGGAUUUGUGCAAAGGAAGAAGGGGAAUUUGGCCAGGUCCUGUGUGGCCUAGGGUUAAGUGGAAUGAACUUACCGGAGGUGUUGUGGGGGUUGAUUUAAUCAUAAAGUAAUUAUGUGGAAUGGACUUACCGAUGGUUGAAGGGUCUAACAGUUCGGGUAAUAGUAGACAGGACCAGCCAAUGAUUGUUUUCUAAGGCCCACAACUGAUAUUGUUUUUGCAAUUUCCAUACAAUAUCAUAAAACCAUAAAACCCUAAAACCCUAAAAAUGACAAUAAAUACCUAACAAUGUACCAGUGGUGGGUGGCAAGAGAGCCCGCAAUUGAUUUGUAAAGUAUCAGUGGCGGUCGUCAUAUUUUAACCGCCACCGGAGUUUGAGCUCAGAUAUUAGCCCAUGGCUAAUUUGGGCCAAUCUGGGCAGGUGGGUAUCAUAGACCGCCACUCGUAACUCAAUUACCAGUGGUGGGCGGGCGAACACACUUGCCACUGGUGCCCACGGCUAAUCUGGGACCAUAAUACCAGUGGCGGGUGCGAAAUGAUGCAAUUAAGCAGUAUUGUCGAUCUGGCCUCUCAUUAUUUUGGACAUGGCUAGCCAGCGCCCAUGCGUUCAUUGGGGCUGACGAGCAGUUGCCCAUAUACGGAAAGUCGGUCUGUCACUUUCCCAAAAGAGCAAAACUAGUGUCCCCCACCACGUGAUUCCAAAGCUAGCCGAAUCCAGAAGGGAAAGUACUCGACGUCUUCACCUUACAAGGAAAUCAAUUACGAUCCUAUCCCACAUGCAUUUAUUUGGGUUUCAAAAAAUUUAAAAAGCUAUAAUUUUUGUUUACACGUCGGAACUCAGAUCUGUUUUCACCUCUGGGUUUCUCGCGACAAGUUCUUCAAAAGUAGAUCCCAUAUGGGUAGGUUUGGACAGACUUUUUUCGUGGGCAACUUUGGGUGGUAUUGAGGCAACUUUAGUGCUAUAGGAAGCAACUUCUUUUUUCCCAGUAUAAUUGCCUAACAACAAAAAAUCCUAUGGAGGCAACUUUAAUGCUAUAGAAAAAUAAUUUCUUCUUAGUUUGUCUAGCAUGACUGCCUACAAUAGAAAGUCCUUAUAUUGUUAGCUACCAUUACUAUCGAGUUAACUAGAUUCACCAUCAAGUUGCCUACCAUAACUAGCAAUAGAAGACAAUAUAGCAUCAACUGUAGACGACUUCGGAAUAUUAUAGGCAAUUUAGGAACAACGACAUAUGAGCAAGAACCGUACGCAACUUAAAAGCACCGGUGAGCAAGUUAGGAGAAUGUCGGGCAAAAUUAACUAGAACACAAAAUUUGGUGAAGUUGGCUAUUUUUAGCACUAAAGUUGCCUCUAGUAGAACGAAAAAUGGUUAGGAAGGUUAUGUGAUGUCACCUACCUCUCGAAGUUGUUCACUAUUAGUAGUGAGUGGCUUAUUGUUGCCGAUCAUAACUAGCAAUGGCAGACAAUAGAGCAUCAACGACAGGCGACUUCAUUGUAUUAUAGGCAAUUUAGAAAUGAGCAAUGCUACACAUACAUGAACUUACGUCCAGGUUUUAUGUAAAUGAUGAUGUGGGUGUUGUUAAUUGGGCUAGGAUUAGCAGCUGGGGCCCACCCUGGUUGAAAUCAGGGGAGAGGAGAGAAUGAUAUGGAAGGUUAAGUAAGCAUACGUAGGACCUUUCGUAGGUCUAGCAUUUUUGUUUAGAAUUUACGACAUACAAGCAUGAAUGGUAGGCAAGGUUUACGAGUCGAUGAGUGGACAAGUCGUUCUGAGGUUGAGACUCAUAGACUAAGUGUGACUAAUCGACACGAAUCGACACUGAAGUUUCGACUCAGAGACUAGUCGACACUGAAGUCUAGUCGGCCCUGAAGUUGAGACUCAUAAACUAGUCUACAGACUAGUCUUGACUAGUCCUUGGACUCAUAAUCCAUGAUAGUAGGCAAGUUAGAAGUAGCGGUGAGCAAGUUAGGAGAAUGUUACACAAAAUUAACUAGGACAUCAAAUGUAGUGAAGUUGCCUAUUUUGGUGAACUAACUAAAGUUGCCUCUAGUAGAAGGAAAGUUGCUUAUGAAGGUGAUGUGGUGUUACCUACCUCUUUUUUGAAAGUUGUUCGCUAUUACUAGUUAGUCGCUUAUAGUUACUAAUUAGUUGCUUUUAAUAGAGUGAGUUUCUUCUGUUUAGCACUACAAUUGCCUCAUCUAACAUCAAAGUUGCUUUUGAAAAACAAAUCGAAACAUAUCCAUAUGGGUUCACAUUUUGAAGAGCUAGUCGUGACCUGGCUAGCCAGUGCCCACACUCUUAGUAGCGUUGGCGGGCACAUAAUCCCCCCUACCUCGAAAUGGAAAGCACAAGGCUCUCGUACAAUCCGUCCCCACUUAGUUUCCAAAUUUGGAAUCAUGAUAGGCAACUUAGAUCCCACUUUUUUUUCCUGAUGUUGUAGCCAACUUAUAUCCCUUGAUGGACAACUUCCAUAGUAUUGUAGGAAAUUGAGGAUUACCCAUAGGGAACUUCGUAGCGACGUAGGCAACUAGGUUUUUGAGGUCGACAACACUAGGAGCCAUCUUAGGCAACUUUCCGCUCUAUGAUAAGCAACUUCCAUAGUAUGGUAGGCAACCAAACUAUCAACAACUUAGUUUUUGAUAUAUGUAAUGUAGCAACCAUGUUAACACUUAUAACACUACUGCACACAACUAAUUAGAAGGCUACUAGGUGAAUUCACUAAUACACAUAGUGCAAUUAAGUUGCUUCUUUGUAGCGCCAAAGUUGCCCAAUGUAGCAUCAAAGUUGCUCUAAAAAAAGUUCGUCAAAAUAUACCCAUAUGGGAUCUAGUUUUGAAGAACUCGUCGCGAGACCCAACGGUGAAUAUGAAUCUGAAUACCAAUACUCUAAUCAAAAGCUAUGAUUUGUUAAAUUUUAUAAAACCCAAAUAAAUGCACCUACUUUUCCUUUCUUGAUUGAUGUGUGCAAAAUAGGGAGCGUUCGAAGGGAUGAGGACCAGAUACUUUCCCUUUUUGUAGUGUAAUGAUGACACGGGGUGCCAAUUACCCUUUAUAGCAGGUCUGCUCAGAUGCACCCCGUGCCGUGUGAGUUUUUUGUCGUGUACUGCGUGCGCUCAGGAAGCCCAAUUAGUGCAGCUGCACUAAGAAGCAUUUGGGCAUUAUUUUUACCUUACAUAGAAAAAAAGUUUAGGGGAAAAUGUGUGUUGUCCAUCAGGACCCCCACGCCCUUACUUAUCGUGCUAACAGUUACGUUGGACUAUAAUACAAGGUCCUUAUUAGAAAACUGGACUUUUGGAUCCCAACUCUUAUCAAACCCUUAGGGCACUCCUGGUGCAUUGUAUCUUGUGUUUUAUCAUGUGCACUAAAUACGUGUUUAGAUACAACUCUUCCAGUGGCUAAUAUCUUAUUGUUGUAUCUAAAUGAGCUGCCAUUUAAUAUGUUGUGUGAGGGAAAAAGAAUAAUUAUCUUGGGUUACCUGAUAAUGGUUGUAUCUUGGUAAUAUACAUUCUCUCCUUUUCCUCACUAACUAGGCUUCAACAAUGGUAUUUGGACUUUUGCUUAGGUGGGAUGUUUUAGAUACAACUGGCAUCAUUGCACUGGGUUUUCCCUAAGUACGACUCAAAUAGUUUACAUGAACUAGCUUGAAAAUAUUUUAAACUUUUUUGGAGAUGACAACCAGAUUCAUUUCAGAUGCAAUUAUAUGUUUUCUGACAAGUGAAAUGCACCAUAGGUCCUAGAACUAUCGAGGGGGUGGCAAGUUAGUCCUAAAGCAUUAAAACUGCAUUUCACACUUUUUUUAACCUGAAUUAAGAUGGAUAGAAGGACAGCUCGAAGAUUGAAUUAUAUAUUGUGAUGUUUAGUGAUCAAGUACUGUGUAAUAAUCAUUUUGACUAAACUGAUCUUAUUGAUCUCUGACUGUUGUUCACCACAAUGGGUUUUCUUAUUUGUUAGAAUUUUUUGUGGAAAAAUGCUACUGUGCAAUAAUCAUGAUGACUAAGCUGUCCAUAUUGAUCUUCUGUGAUUGUUUUAUUUGGUUCACAAGUUUUCCAAUUGCCCCUGCUUGUAGCUUGUUCUUUGUUGGUUGUUCAUUGAAUCCUGAUACUCAUUGACAACCUUCUUCUCCAUGCGACAUCUGUGGAUUCUACUGCU